Molecule: messenger RNA, 1213 nt
Organism: Cydia amplana
Lineage: Eukaryota; Metazoa; Arthropoda; Insecta; Lepidoptera; Tortricidae
Gene: Drep1
Product: DNA fragmentation factor subunit alpha
Exons: 2
Coding region: 139-732 (197 amino acids)
Biological process (GO): apoptotic process; regulation of apoptotic process
Source: RefSeq, a predicted model, not a curated record
AUUCUAUCACGGGAGUUAUUGCUGAUCAUUCAAAAAACAAAUCUACGGAAAUUAAAUUGUAUUAUUAAGUGAAUAUAAACAAUUUUAUUUCAGUUAAUGAAUAAAUUGUUCUUACUCUCGUAAAUUAAGUCGAAAGCCAUGGAGAACGAUAUCAACAAACCAUACAAAAUAUGUGAUGUGAACCGAGACAAAAAGAAGGGUACGGUAGCAUCGUCGUUAGAAGAUUUACUCAGUAAAGUGCCCGAAAAGCUAGGACUGCCAGCAGAGAACCUGACUGUGGUUCUGGAGUCCGACGGGACUGAGGUGGACGACGAGGAGUAUUUUUCGACAUUAGAGAACGAUACAUCGUUGAUGAUUCUCCACGGGAGCGAGAAGUGGACGCCGAACAUGCCGAAGUGCCAGGUGUCGUUGGACCAGACGGACGACGUGGGGCUAGGGGAGAAGGAGCAGGUGGCGAACCUGGUGGGGCGGCUGCAGCACAACCUGUGCCACAUCUCGCUGCUGGGCGGCCAGGACUUAGAGCUGCUGUCCGAUAUGGACCCGGACAGCCUCGCGGAUAUCGUCACGGACCGCGACAACAGAAUUAUACUGGAGCACAUCAAGGAAGCCUCUGGAAGGAUCUUAUUGGAGAAGCGCCAAGCACAGGACGCCAUGGAGCUGUUGAAACUGUAUCACCAGAGUGUUUCCAACGGCUCCGAGGAUGUGUCACCUCCUAAACAGGAGAGAGUGUAGGGCGCGCCGCAUCCUUGUACAAUACCUGUAACCCUUCAUUCAUUCGCAUUUGGAAUGGUAAUGCUCAAAAGUUUACAAACUUAGUUUUGUUCCUCAUUGCCAUGUUUCAAACUUUUCGUGAAGCAUACGAGUAUACAAUCAAAAUAAUCAUUUAGUUAGAAAUUAAGUAACUUAUUGAAUACACCAAAUGAAAUGAAAGAGGCCUUUUUUUCUAUUAGAAUUAAAAUAGUUUUGAUGCUGUAUUUAGUUGUUUUUUGAUUAUGCAAGUAGAAUCAUUUGUCUUUUAAUACAUUGCCUCAUUGAUAAUUUGCAAAUAACAAUCGUGUAAAUCAAGAAACAGUAAUAGUUGAUCAAUGUUAAGGUAAUGCAGGUAUUACUCGGGUAGUUAUAAUAUAAUAUGCUAAUCUUAUGAAUAUGAGCUGAUACGGAAUAUGAGAUGAUAUAUAUAAUAACCACAUUCUAAAUAUUGUAUGUAUCUAGU